Molecule: messenger RNA, 1227 nt
Organism: Danaus chrysippus (African queen)
Lineage: Eukaryota; Metazoa; Arthropoda; Insecta; Lepidoptera; Nymphalidae
Source: the annotation of a GenBank genome assembly
AUGCGAGAAUCGGCUGGCAGGAUGGCCGAACUAGAGUUCGAAGCACCGCUUGCCCAAAUCGAAGAGGCAGACGAUUGCUUUUCAACCUCGGACUAUCCACAGAAGACCAUAAAUGGUAAUGACAUACGUCUCAACAACAUUAAUAAUCUUAAAAAUGAUAUGGUGAAAAUGAAAAUGGACUCCAAUAAACUCAACGACAAUGACGAGCCUAAACCGGUGAAGUGUAAACAGGACAAUUUGCAAAACUGUGAAGGAGAUAAUUUCACGGAGACUUUCUCCGGCUCGCUUGAAGAUUUGGUGAAUACGUUCGACGAGAAAAUCACAAAGUGCUUCGGGAACUACGAAGAGAGCGUAGAAAAGCUAGCACCAGUCCAAGUUCGUUCUCAAGAGGAAAUAAUGAAUGAAUGCCAAAUGUGGUGGACAAUAACUGGAAAUUUCGGGAACAUACUCCCUAUAGACUGGACAAAAUCCUUCUCGAGGAAGAUGCACAUCCCUACACUAAAUCUGAGUGACAAAAAGAAGCCACGCGGUAAGGAGCGGGCGUCGAGGCUGCCACUCGGUGCGAUGACUCCUGACGAUGAAAUCCAUAGUUCGGAGGAUGAGGCGGUCGCUUCUGAUCUUGAUAUGCACGCUCUUAUACUGGGAGGCUUGCAUCAGGAUCACGAAUGCCCGGUGAAGACUGCUGAUGAGGUGAUUCAAGAAAUUGAUGACAUGAUGCAAGAGACUCCAUCAUCCGAGGGUGACUUGAUAGAAUACAACGAGGCUCUGGAGAAAGGAAAGGAAGUACUCAGCUCGCCUCUCUACGAAGACAAACUUCGUCAGCUAAGUCUAUCCCAGCUCAAUGAAAUCUUUAUGGAGCUGGAAGUGUUGAUACGUGAGUUUUCGGAGACGCUCAUCGCUGAACUGGCCCUACGCGAUGAACUGGAGUAUGAGAAGGAACUCAAGAACACCUUCAUUUCCCUACUGCUGGCCGUCCAGAACAAGAGACGACAGCAUCACGUCGAGAAGAAGAAGCGACCCGGCGCUCCAAGGUCGCCUAACUUGAAUACUACUCACUCUGAACCUAAGUACUUGACAACUGUGAUACCUUUCCACUUGGAGAAUGGGACUCCGGACAACCAAUCACUGCAGGUCCUUAUAAAGAUACUGAAAGCCAUCAACGAAGACAGCCCUACUGUCCCGACUCUUCUUACAGAUUACAUCCUGAAAGUACUUUGUCCGACAUAA